Chrysochloris asiatica (Cape golden mole) is the source of this 1149-nucleotide messenger RNA. RefSeq names its product nuclear factor of kappa light polypeptide gene enhancer in B-cells inhibitor-like 1 (gene NFKBIL1). The transcript is spliced from 4 exons. Gene Ontology annotation, cellular component: nucleus. Bases 1 to 1149 code for a protein of 382 amino acids. NCBI's taxonomy places the organism in Eukaryota, Metazoa, Chordata, Mammalia, Afrosoricida, Chrysochloridae. Gene Ontology annotation, molecular function: protein binding. Gene Ontology annotation, biological process: canonical NF-kappaB signal transduction; negative regulation of toll-like receptor signaling pathway. The record is from RefSeq and is a predicted model, not a curated record.
AUGAGUAACCCCUCCCCCCAGGUCCCCGAGGGAGAAGCCUCUACCUCUGUCUGCCGGCCCAAGAGUUCCAUGGCCUCCACUUCCCGCCGCCGCCAGCGCCGAGAGCGACGCUUCCGUCGUUACUUGUCUGCAGGACGGCUGGUCCGGGCCCAGGCCCUUCUCCAGCGACACCCAGAUCUUGACAUAGAUGCUGGACAGCCUCCACCACUGCACCGGGCCUGUGCCCGCCACGAUGCCCCGGCUCUGUGCCUGCUACUUCGACUGGGGGCUGACCCUGCCCACCAGGACCGCCAUGGGGACACAGCACUGCACGCUGCUGCCCGCCAGGGCCCUGAUGCCUACACGGACUUCUUCCUACCACUGCUGAGUCGCUGCCCUUCUGCAAUGGGAAUAAAGAAUAAGGACGGGGAGACUCCGGGGCAAAUUCUGGGCUGGGGACCACCCUGGGAUUCUGCUGAAGAAGAGGAAGAAGAUGAGGCUUCCAAGGAGCAUGAAUGGAGGCAAAAGCUGCAGGGAGAGCUGGAGGAUGAGUGGCAGGAGGUCAUUGGGAGGUUUGAAGAUGACUCUUCCCAUGAGACCCAGGAACCAGAGUCCUUCUCAGCCUGGUCAGACCGCCUGGCCCGGGAGCAUGCUCAGAAGCGGCAGCAGCAGCAGCGGGAAGCACAGGGAGCUUGCAGACCUCAACGGGCUGAAGGCUCCAGCUACAGUUGGCGACAGCAGGAGGAGGAACAGCGGCUCUUCCGAGAGCGAGCCCGGGCCAAGGAGGAGGAACUGCGUGAAAGCCGAGCUAGAAGGGCUCAGGAGGCUCAUGGGGACCAAGGGCCAGAGCCAGCCAGGGCUGGGCCCAGGGCUGAGCACACUAGAGGGCCAGGGAGGGGCAGUCUCUGGCGCUUUGGAGAUGUGCCCUGGCCCUGUCCUGGGGGUGGAGACCCAGAGGCCAUGGCAGCAGCCCUGGUGGCCAGAGGCCCCCCCUUAGAAGAGCAGGGGGCUCUGAGGAGGUACUUGAGGGUUCAGCAGGUCCGAUGGCACCCUGACCGCUUCCUGCAGCGAUUCCGGAGCCAGAUUGAAACCUGGGAGCUGGGCCGUGUGAUGGGAGCUGUGACAGCUCUUUCCCAGGCCCUGAAUCGCCAUAUGGAGGCUCUCAAGUGA